Oncorhynchus tshawytscha (Chinook salmon) is the source of this 675-nucleotide messenger RNA. It is a transcript of the gene mrps18a, whose product is annotated as mitochondrial ribosomal protein S18A. Gene Ontology annotation, biological process: mitochondrial translation. The record is from RefSeq and is a predicted model, not a curated record. Gene Ontology annotation, cellular component: mitochondrial small ribosomal subunit; ribosome. NCBI's taxonomy places the organism in Eukaryota, Metazoa, Chordata, Actinopteri, Salmoniformes, Salmonidae. Gene Ontology annotation, molecular function: small ribosomal subunit rRNA binding; structural constituent of ribosome.
AUGGCACCGCGCUGUGUGCGUGGGUACAUAUUGAUCUCUCUUUCUGGUAGAUGUGUAGCCAGCUGCAGCAAUAUGAGUGCCUUUCAGAGGAAAACAAGUUGCCCUCAGCUCUCGGUUUUUGGAAAUAUUCAAAGCAGAGGAAUUCGACACAUCGUGGAAAAGAAAGAAUGAAAAACAACAAUAAUUGAGGGAACAACUGAGCCACAGCCACCCAACGCCACAGCCCAGUGCCCCAUCUAUCGAUGGAACCUGCAGAACAACUACAACUACACAGAUGUCCUGUUGCUCAGUCAGUUCAUCAGGUCUGAUGGAGGAAUGCUGCCUCGUAGAGUCACUGGUCUCUGUGCCCAGGAGCACCGCAAGAUCGCCAUCUGUGUGCAGAUGGCUCACAGAGCAGGUCUGCUCCCAGAUCACAAACCAACACUACCAGAGGGACACAUCCCAAAGAAGCCCAAGCCACAGCUCAACAGAUAUCUGACUCGCUGGUCCAUUGAUUCAGUGAAGCCCAUCUAUAGGACGGGGCUGAAGUGGUGUAAAAACCGAUCUGUCGGCCACCCAGCUCUCGGAAACAACGUACAGUACGGCAAGAAAAUCCUCUACCUGAAACAUUGAUGACCUGGGUGCAUGUCAACUCACAGCAGCAGGAGUCAGUGUGGGCGGGACAGAGAUGGGGUA